Heterobilharzia americana is the source of this 2730-nucleotide messenger RNA. The record is from the annotation of a GenBank genome assembly. Lineage: Eukaryota; Metazoa; Platyhelminthes; Trematoda; Strigeidida; Schistosomatidae.
AUGUCGAUUGAAGAAAUACAGCUGAAAUGGACCAAUGUAGCUGGAAAACUAAAUGCCAUAGCUAGUACAUGUGAAGAUGCAUUGAUCAAUUGUUCCGGUGAAGGUAUUCCUGAUGAAUCGUAUGAAAAGACAGGUCCAGAUGUUAUCCCAUCUAUUUUAUCAUCUGAAGUUGCUGCUGAUCAAUGGGUUCGUCGUGGACAUAUUCCUUCACUAGCAGGACAUGGUUCAUUUGGAAGGAGUCGAGCUAUUUUAUAUCGUCGUGGUAAAGCUUGGGUUGGUUUAGAACGUGCACGUGAAGCAGUUGGUUGGUUACCUUCAGAUGUAUUGAAUAUACAAGAUCAAAAGGCUAUUGAAGAUGAAGAUCCUGAUAGAUUAGUUCUAUUCGAUGAUGUGAAACCAUGCUUAAUAGAUUUAUGGAAAUAUGAAGAAAAGCGUACAGUCGAUACUUCUCAAUGUCAAACGCGUAGAGCAUUACUUCAACAACGUUUAUUCUUGUUAUGCUUAGAAUUCCUUGGUGCAUACGAUCGUGAAGUGGCCAAGACUUAUAACUUCCCCAUGGAUAUACGUCUUGUACAUGAUUUAUCUUCUGUUGGAACUGUUCAACGUCAAGGUUUAACACCAUUUCCAUCUCAAUCAUGGAUAUCAAGUAAUUCAGAAAUAUCAAAUCAACAAAAUGAUAUUAAUCAUAAAAAUGAACAAUUGAAUACACCUUCACAGUUGGCUAAUGAACAUCAAGAUGUUUGGUCUCAAGCUCAUCGUUGUUUUAUUGAUUCAGCAAUUGUUCAAAUGAAUGAUUUACCAUUUUGGUGGCCUUUAAAAAUUAAAGAGAAUUGGUGUACAACAUUGAGUAAACUACGUUUUACAGUUGCAUCUGAACGUCUUUCAAAUGCAAUUCAAACACAUUUAGCUAAUGUUAAGACUGCAAUAUCUAUUUGGCGUAAUUGUGGUCGAACAAUUAUAUCUGAGGGUAGAAAUCAACGUGAUUUAAAUUUAUGGCGAGCUUAUGCAAGAGGUUUUUGGCAAAUUAGUCAAGAUUUACUCGCUACUGCUACAAGUCAAGAUGCUGAAAUUCCAAUUCAAGAGUCAAGGCGUAUAUUUGAUUCUGCUUUAAGCAUGUAUCCAAUACUUGAAGACUUUGAACCGUCAAUGGACAAUAUGCCUAAACUGAUAGAAUUUUAUCAGACUAUAUAUACUCCUAGAUUGAAAUUGAUACAGGAUUAUAUCGAUUUAGAAUUGGAUGUAUGCCCUGGAACAGGUAGUUAUCGAAAAGGAUUCAAUGAAGAGAAUCGUGUAUUAUAUUUACUAACAUACAUGGCAAUUGGUGGUACUUAUACACCAUACACUCAAGGAUCCAAUGAAAUUACACCAUGUGUUAUGGUGAAAACUAAUUAUCGUUUUGGUAAGCGUAUUGAAGCUGUAUGGACAACUUUAGUUGGUUUACCGGAGGAUAUCAGUCAAAUUACUGAUUGUCAACUAUUUUUAGAUGGCCUACUAGGCUCAGUACCAAUUCUUUGCUAUUUGAAUUUAAUGUUUGAUAUGUUAACAUCGGAUGAAAAGGUUUUAGAGUCAUCUGUUGCCAGUUUACUUCCAGUACUUGGACGAAUUGAUCGAUUAUGUUGUAAAUUUUUAUCAACAAUAUUGGAUGAAUCUUAUUCAUUUGGUUCAAAGAUAGAUAGUCGUUGGUCAACUAAUAAUCUAUCUACUGAUUAUGAUUUAAUUCCAAUACCAUUAAACAAUCGAAUAUGUACAAGUAAAUUUAUUAAUCUUGUUGUUGGUGGAUUAUCUGCAUUUUGUGCAUUACGUCAAAGAAAUCGGCGACCACUUUUAAAUCAUUUAUUUCAAUUGAUAACUAAUCAUAAUAAAUGGAAUUCUAAUGAUAUACUCAUGGAUUUAAUAAUUUCAUUAGAUCAAAGGAAAUUACCAUUAUCCUUAGUGAAUGCAUCCUCUUGUCAUGGUUUACUUCCACCGUUAUUCUUGGCUUCUUUAAUACAUAAAUUGAACUAUUUAAGACAAAAUGUAGCGAAAUUAGCUGCUCAGUCAAUUAUUGAACAAACAUUGAACAAUGUAACACGUACAAAUACACGACAACAACUAACUACAAAUUUAUCUGAUAGUAUAAUUGGUGAAGAAGUGAACAGUUGUAUUGGUUAUCAAUUAGAAUUAUCCUCUGUCUGUCUACCAAGUGUUUUGGAUUUAUUUCAGUUGAGCUUAGAAUUGGAACGAUGGACAAGUUUAAUUGCUGGUGUAUCUUGUGAAUAUGGUCAAGAAAGAACAUCGAUUAGUGACCAACGAGUACGUAAUGCAUUUGAGAAAGCUGUGCAAACUAGUCCAUUUAUUACGCCUAUUCUAUCUCCUGAAGGAGGUUUAAUUCAUGUGGCUUUAGCUGCUAGUACACCAUCAUUUUGGUCUGCACAUUUACGAUUAGUUAUAUGGAGAGCUUAUAUGGCAUUCGGUUGGAUGGCUGGUCCACCACACAUAUCAAAUCCAUCUUCUUCCGUUGCUGCUUCAGUCAUUACAAAUAAUUUAGAUCCUCGUCAACGUCGUCAAGCUGUGAAGGCUGUGUUUUAUCGUGCUAUUGAAGAUGUUCCAUGGGCCAAAGUUCUUUAUACAGAUCUAGUACGUUAUUGUCCAGAGGAUGUUGAAGAAGUAGUUGAACGUGAACGUGAAUUACGACUAAGAACACCAUUAGAAGAAGUUGAUUUAUUGUUGACUUCUAAACCUCAUGAUUAA